AAGUAGGUUAUAUACACAACAUAUGGCAGUUGCAAACGGAUUUUGCGAGCACGCAGCCCAGUCGCCGCUGUAUGAGGAGGGAACAGUCUUGGCAAAGGAUCUUAUAAGUUACAAACUCGGUCGACCAGGGCCACCAGUUAAUUCCACCGCUAAAACACUUCGGAAACUUUCGGACGAUAUAGAACGGCGGAAUCCUGACUUGCUGGAGCAAUUAUGUUCGAAAUUAAACUUCUCCAAAGAAACAGGAUAUAGUUCUUUUUGCGAGAUUGCGAAGGAGGUGUUCGCAGACGGUGUAAUAAAUUGGGGACGUAUAGUGGUGCUGUUCGCAUUUAGCGCCAGACUUGGGAAAUAUUGUAACGAGAACAACAUGGGUGAUCAGAUAGAAGAUUUGACCGAAUGGACGGCGAGGUUUGUCAUCGGCUUAGGCUGGAUUGAACAGCAAGGCGGAUGGAACGGACUGAAUGCACGUUUUAAAGACAUUGACGAAAGCAACAGCAGCUGGUGGAAGAGUGCUCUUAUAACAACAGCCUUUGGCAUAGGCAGUCUUGCUGUUUUAACCGUUUGCAAAUGAAUAUAUCUACAUAUAAUAUUUAAAAAAAGCAUUACAGAAUUUGACGUCAAAUAUCGACAUGGUUUCUUGGUUAGCACUUGCUUUGUAUGACUCCACUAGCCUCAAUAUAAAACUGGAGUAAUAUACUUUACUUCACAAGAAAAUGGUAAAGAUAAUGAAAUGGAGUCUAGGAUUAUAGAAAUAUGAACUUAAUGUGAACAUGAAAAAUUCUCUUUUAAAAGUAAUUUUUCUUCAAAGGUUCACAUAUGUUCACAGUUGUGGCAGAAUGCCAUCAAUGUUUGAACAUUCUGCGUACAUAUUUCCAAUGGAAAAAGCAGUAUCUGGAUUGACGAGUGUGAACAAAGAUUUGGCAUAAUUUAUUUGCAAGAAACGCUAUAGUUUAAUGUUAUAUGCGCUUAUAUUGAAAGUUUCCACAAAUGAAUAAAGUUUCUGCAGGUAAA
Molecule: messenger RNA, 1011 nt
Organism: Dendronephthya gigantea
Lineage: Eukaryota; Metazoa; Cnidaria; Anthozoa; Malacalcyonacea; Nephtheidae
Product: bcl-2-related protein A1-like
Exons: 2
Coding region: 23-571 (182 amino acids)
Biological process (GO): extrinsic apoptotic signaling pathway in absence of ligand; intrinsic apoptotic signaling pathway in response to DNA damage; regulation of apoptotic process
Cellular component (GO): mitochondrial outer membrane
Molecular function (GO): protein heterodimerization activity; protein homodimerization activity
Source: RefSeq, a predicted model, not a curated record